Molecule: messenger RNA, 880 nt
Organism: Dalotia coriaria
Lineage: Eukaryota; Metazoa; Arthropoda; Insecta; Coleoptera; Staphylinidae
Exons: 3
Coding region: 2-880 (292 amino acids)
Molecular function (GO): signaling receptor activity
Source: RefSeq, a predicted model, not a curated record
AAUGUGCUGUUACACAAAAUUACUUUUAUUGUUUUUAUUGUUUUCGGUGUCGUUUUCGUGCUUACAAGAAAACCGUGUUAGGAAAUUUUAUAAAGUGAAAAAUUGUCGUCGUUCCGACAUUAAUGCAGUUGGCAGAACGUCGGUUUCUUCUUUAAAGGAGUGUUCUAUCUAUGCGGGCGAAAAAAAUGCGUUAGCUUUCAAUUAUAGCCCACCCGAAGCAGCAAAGAAGCGUAAAAAAGCAACUUAUAACUGCCACGCAUUGGGAUGUCCUGAAUUAAAUAACUUUACAGCGCUUGUUAAUGAUACACUGUUUGAUUAUUACAGUUCGUAUGGAAAUGUUUCAGUUUUAGAAAAUGCAACUUGUAUAAAAUCCGUUGGAGUAUUUCGUUUGAUCCAUACAAAACUAAACUAUUCUGAAGCAGUUGAAAACUGUCAAUCGAUUUAUAGUGAUUUAGCGCAUGUUCUCACGGAAACACGCACUACAUCAUUAGCAAAAAUGUUGGCGUUUUUAACUGAUUGGUAUAAAGCAGCUUAUAUCGGACUUGAUGACAGAAAAAUAGAGGGACAAUAUGAGACACCACUAGGCGAUCCUAUAAAUUGUUACAAGUACCGAGCCUGGAGCCCUGGACAACCAAGAAAUGUAAUUAAAAGCGACGAUUGUGUUAUUCUAGAAGAUACGAAAACAUGGAAAAUUGUUAAUUGUAAGCACCAAAUGGCUUCCAUAUGCGAGUUGUAUCCGACACCGCCGGACAAAUACCGAAAUAAAUAUUUAGACGCUGAUUGUGAAGAUUAUGAUGAUUCCGGGGAAAGAGAAAGUUGUAAAGAAUAUAAAAGGAAUAAGAAAAAGAAAGGAAAACGUCGAAACAGAUGUUUAGAUUAA